AUGGUUGGUAAGAUGUGUACCGACCACAACAAUGACGGUAGUGUUUGGCUCUACUACCAAAACACGCGGGGAUUAAGAACCAAAAUCGACGAGCUCUUCCUGACGACCCGUGAGUGUAAUUUCGACAUUAUAAUACUGACAGAGACCGGCUUGGAUGACCGCAUCAACUCACUGCAACUGUUUGGGACAUCAUUCAACGUUUAUCGGUGCGAUCGCAGUGUGCACAAUAGCAACAAAUCCAGUUUUGGUGGUGUUCUGAUUGCUGUGGCGCAGUGUCAUCAUAGCUCACUCAUCGAAACUGUGAAUGGAGAUAGUUUGGAGCAAGUUUGCGUCCGUGCCACGGUUCGAGGAACUAAACUGCUGCUGUGUGGUGUAUAUAUUCCACCAGAUAGGAGUCAGGAUGUCAACGUCAUUGAUGCACACAUCUCCUCUAUUGGUGAGCUGUCUGGUAAAAGCACUGUAAAUGACAUUGUGUUUGUCUGUGGCGACUACAAUCAGCCGCGUAUCAUGUGGAUGCCCGAUUCUCUUCCAGCCUCCGAUCAACUACCUGCUGCUAGUGCGACUCUGAUAGAUGGUACUGAUUUUUUUAAUCUAAAGCAGCAAAACUUUCAACGGAAUCAUAACGAUCGUACGCUGGAUCUGAUUUUUUGUUCUUCUGAGCACCGACUUACUGUGGAUAGUUGUAUCACACCUCUGCUCCCUGUCGACCGCCACCAUCCGCCCCUGACAAUCAAGCUACCUAACUUGUGUUCCAAUAGCGCUGCUUCAGUAAGCGCAGAGAGUAUAACACGAUCACUGAAUUAUCGCAAAAUUGAUUUCGUCGCACUCGAAGAUUACUUGUUGGGUUUCGACUGGACUUUUAUAUAUCCAUGCACUGAUGUCGACGAUAUGACUGCACAUUUUUGUGACGUUAUAAUCCAGUGGUUAAACGUAAAUGUACCGUUAGUGAAGCGACCGAAUAACCCUGCGUGGUGCACACGUCGGUUGCGCGAUCUGAAACGAUUUCGGAAUAAUGCACAGCGAAAAUAUCGUCGUUUGAAAACGCUGAUAACGAAACGCAAUUUCAAAAGCGCCAGCGACGAAUACCGUCGCCUUAAUAGUGAAUUGUACAAAUCAGUUGCCUCGAAUUUCGAUGCGGAAAUUGCGGCGGCUGCCGUCCCGGCCGGUUCGGCUGAUUUAACCACAUUUGAAGUUACCACCGACUUGAUACUAAGUGCAGCGAAGAAACUUAAACGUUCUUAUUCACCGGGACCCGAUGGCAUCCCCGCCAUAAUUAUCAGUCGAUGUGCCACUGUGUUGGCAAAUCCACUGCGCUCCGAUGAAAAAUCACCACUUACUCCGCUUACGUCUGCAAUUACUGAACUACGCUCGGAAAUCAAACAACUGUACUCAAAAUACCCACGCACUCGUCACCAGCAGCUAGUCCUCGAUGGCCCACAAUCGAUCACCGCAGAGGUGUAA
This is a messenger RNA of Wyeomyia smithii (pitcher-plant mosquito), 1461 nucleotides long. RefSeq lists its product as uncharacterized. Lineage: Eukaryota; Metazoa; Arthropoda; Insecta; Diptera; Culicidae. Bases 1 to 1461 code for a protein of 486 amino acids. The transcript has 4 exons. The record is from RefSeq and is a predicted model, not a curated record.